AUGUUUGGCGAGCCAGGCCUCACGGCUAAUGCACUCGAUGUUAUGGAUGAGGGCAUUCCAUCCUUGCACCAAGACUUUGCCGUCUCGAACACGGCUGCCAUUGUACCGCCGGUGUUUGAAGAACGCAUCGGUGAAGAAUUAUUCCUCCGCACGGAUAGUUUCCAUGCUGGAAUCAGGUGA
Messenger RNA from Peronospora matthiolae, 180 nucleotides. The record is from the annotation of a GenBank genome assembly. NCBI's taxonomy places the organism in Eukaryota, Oomycota, Peronosporomycetes, Peronosporales, Peronosporaceae.